GAGAGGAGGAGGUGAGGUGCAGCAAGGAGCCUGUGACACUGGGGUCUAGGGCACAAUGGCCCAAGCCCUGGGGGAAGAGCUGGUGCUGCCCGCAGAACUACAGGAUGAUUCUAGCUCUCUAGGGUCUGACUCAGAGCUGAGUGGGCCUAGUCCAUAUCGCCAGGCCGACCGCUAUGGCUUCAUUGGGGGCAACUCAGCAGAACCGGGGCCUGGUCACCCCCCUGCAGACCUCAUCCGCCAGCGGGAGAUGAAGUGGGUGGAGAUGACCUCACACUGGGAGAAGACCAUGUCUCGACGAUACAAGAAGGUCAAGAUACAGUGCCGAAAGGGCAUCCCCUCAGCCCUGCGGGCCCGGUGUUGGCCCCUGUUAUGUGGGGCCCAGAUGUGCCAGAAGAACAACCCUGGCACCUAUCAGGAGUUGGCAGUGGCCCCUGGAGACCCGCAGUGGAUGGAGACCAUUGGCAGGGACCUGCACCGCCAGUUCCCUCUGCACGAGAUGUUUGUGUCACCCCAGGGACACGGGCAGCAGGGGCUGCUGCAGGUUCUCAAGGCCUACACCCUGUACCGGCCGGAACAGGGCUAUUGCCAGGCUCAGGGCCCUGUAGCUGCUGUACUGCUUAUGCAUCUGCCCCCAGAGGAAGCCUUCUGGUGCUUGGUGCAGAUCUGCGAGGUCUACCUCCCGGGCUACUAUGGGCCCCACAUGGAAGCAGUGCAGCUGGAUGCUGAAGUGUUCAUGGCUCUUCUGCGGCGGCUGCUUCCACGUGUGUACAAGCACCUGCAGCAGGUAGGCGUUGGGCCCCUGCUCUACCUGCCUGAGUGGUUCCUGUGCCUCUUCACCCGCUCGCUGCCCUUCCCCACGGUACUGCGCAUCUGGGAUGCCUUCCUUAGUGAGGGUGCCAAGGUCCUAUUCCGUGUGGGGCUGACAUUGAUGCGCCUGGCACUGGGUACCGUGGAGCAGCGCACAGCAUGCCCAGGGCUCUUGGAGACACUGGGGGCCCUUCGAGCCAUCCCCCCCACCCAGCUGCAGGAAGAGGCCUUCAUGUCCCAGGUACACAGUGUAGCCCUGUCUGAGCGAGAUCUGCAACGGGAAAUCAGGAUCCAGCUGGCCCAGCUGCCCAAGUCAUCAUCUGGGCCAGCACCUCUGCCACAGGCCCGCCUUCCUGGGGCCCAAGCCAUUUUUGAGUCCCAGCAGCUGGCAGGGGUUCGAGGAAGCACCAAACCUGAGAUACCCCGAAUAGUGGUGCAGCCCCCAGAGGAGCCAAGGCCACCACGGCGCAAGCCACAGACCCGUGGCAAGACUUUCCAUGGGCUCCUGACAAGGGCCCGGGGACCCCCUAUUGAGGGUUCCUCCAGGUCCCACCGAGGCUCCGCCUCUUUCCUGGACACUCGCUUCUGAGUGUACAGUGCAUUUCGUGCGGUCAUAUCUCAAUCAUCUGAGCAGCCAUGUCAGCCCCAGAAAUGUGUAUUGCACUUUACUUCUGAGCUGUGUGACUCACUGUUCCCAGCAAGGACCACCAAAAGGAGGGGAGUAUCUCCCCACUUUGAGGACUGUGUCAGGCACAAAGAUAAAGGAAGGUCACUGAGUGUAGCUUGUGGGGAGCUAUCUGGUGCCUGCCAUUUCCAGCAUCAAAGCCAGCACUGAAGGAAUGUGGGGGUGAAGUGUCUGGCUGGGAUAGAGUACCCCCAUUGGCUUCUUGUUGGAGGACUCAAAUAAAGCCUGACUGAGAAGAUACUUGGAUAGAGCUGGAUCAGAUAUUCCUCAACUCUCCA
Molecule: messenger RNA, 1770 nt
Organism: Onychomys torridus (southern grasshopper mouse)
Lineage: Eukaryota; Metazoa; Chordata; Mammalia; Rodentia; Cricetidae
Gene: Tbc1d10c
Product: TBC1 domain family member 10C
Exons: 10
Coding region: 56-1396 (446 amino acids)
Source: RefSeq, a predicted model, not a curated record